UAUCCGCAACAUUUUUCUCUCCUCCUAUAACUUUUCAAGGACACACGAAAGAAAAAAAACGAAAAAAAAACCAAAGAAGUUUAGAAAGAAAAAAAAAUCGAAUGUGACAAAAGAGAAAUAAAAAGGAGGAGGAAACAUAAACAUGGAGAUUGCUCAUCAAUGUUUGGUUUCUCUUCUUUCAAUCCUCCUUUUGUGUGGACUUGCCUUGUCUCUCCACAUCUCUCUUGAUGACCUUGAGUCACACCAAGCUACAAGCCGAGCCCUUCUCCAGGCAAAGGCAACAUGCCAAGAAGAUUUUGCGACCAAGAAUUACACAAUCAUAACGAGUAAAUGCAAAGGACCAAAUUAUCCGGCCAAAAUAUGCUGCUCAGCCUUCAAGGACUUUGCUUGCCCAUUCGCGGAAGCUCUUAACGAUGAGAAGACAGAUUGCGCCUCCACAAUGUUCAGCUACAUCAAUCUCUACGGUCGUUAUCCUCCUGGAAUAUUCGCUAACAUGUGCAAAGAAGGCAAAGAAGGCCUCGACUGCACCGACGUCAAGCCCACUGCAUCAUCUUCCCAUGCAUUGAUCCCUCUUGUUCCGAGACUUGCAUUGCUAAUCACCAUUUUUAUCUUGUUUUGCAUCUUCUAAAGACAAUCUUAUAUAUCUAUGUCAAGAUAUGAGUUAUAUAAAUAAUUACAUUCCAGUGUUAGUUGUUGUGUGAACACAUAUGUUAUGGUUUCGAAUCUUGGCCAAAUAAACUAUAAGUAUAUAUGGUCCCAAAGCCUAAAACUCUUU
This is a messenger RNA of Camelina sativa (false flax), 775 nucleotides long. The record is from RefSeq and is a predicted model, not a curated record. Lineage: Eukaryota; Viridiplantae; Streptophyta; Magnoliopsida; Brassicales; Brassicaceae.